CCUCCACGCAUGCGUAUUUCUUCAAAUUCCAAGCUGCAGAAUUUACUAUGAAUUAUUCGAAAACAUGACUGCAACACUCGCCGACACUGUGACAUACGAAUAGAAAACAGAAUUUGGAAUCGGCAAAAUAUAUUUUUAUCAGCACUGUGUUUCUUUGCUAAACUUGAUCAUUUCCUCCUGCACUGAAAAUGGCUGAGACAGAUUCAGUGACGUUGGCAAAGAUCAACUAUUAUUGCCGUGAAAAGCUGUACAGACACAUGCAGAAUGCUGCACUAGAGGGAAUGAAGAAAUAUGGCAACGACCCUGUCCUCAAGUUUUUCCAUGCAUACAGCAUGUUAUUGGAAGAUCGUGUCCAGGAAGGCAUGCGAGAGCUGGAGAUCCUGAAGGACAAGCGGGACCUGAACCUGUGUACAUACAUGGCUUUGAUGUUUGGCCACAAGAGGUGUAAGACUGUGGACAGAGAGGCCAUGCAGGAGCUGGACACUAAACUGAAAACUGAGAGAAAACAAGCUGGGGAGAUGGGUCUGUAUUUUGCUGGCCUGUUCUUGUUUCACUCAGAGAAGUAUGACAAAGCAAGGGAGUACAUUGAUAGGAUGCUGAAGAUAAAUGCUAACUCCAAGGAGGGUCUUAUCCUGAAGGGAUGGAUUGACUUGUUAUGUGGCAGGGAUUCUUAUGUCAAGAAGGCUGUGAAAUAUUUCGAUGAUGUCUUAAACCAGGGAAAUAAAGAAGUAGAUGCACUUUUUGGGAAGGCCAAAUGUUUUUCUCUGAAGAACAACUUCACUGGCUCUCUGGAGUUGAUGAACCAGGCCAUUGUGUCCUUCCCUGGCUACAUGCCUGCACUGAUUGAGAAGAUGAAGAUUCAGCUGGCACUGCAGGACUGGGAACAGACUGUAGAGACUGCUCACAGGGCCCUAUCUCAAGACAAUCACUCUCUAGAAGCACACAGAUACAUUGUUCUUCACCAACUUUGCAGGGAGGGAAAUGCACAGGAGGCUGCAACAAAGAUUGGGGAUCUGAUAGGUUUGGUGGACAGGUUUGAGCCAAAGAAUCCACACCUGUACAAUGAUAUAGCACAGACAUUUUGUAGACUGUGUGGAAGGAAUCUACUAGUUCUACAACAGACAUACACUCUGGCAGAGAGGGCAGUUAGCCUUGAUAACACUAGUGCGGAGUACGUCACAGAGCUGGGUUACGAGUUGCUGAUGCAGGGGAGGGUGAGGGAUGCCAUGAAGUGUUACAAGAACGCCAUGAAGCUGGAUGAGACCAGUGUGGCAGCUCUGACAGGUAUUAUCAGAUGUCAGUUAGCAGAAAACCAGCUCGAAGAUGCAGCACAGCAGUUGGAAUUUUUAAGUGAGAUACAGCAGAGCAUUGGGAAAUCUGCAGAGGUGUCAUACCUGAGCGCUGUGCUGGCCAGGAAGAGACAGAAAGGACCCGAGAAAGUCCUCGAGCUCUUAAAUGAAGCCGUAGAGAACCACUUUUCAGGACUGGAGUCUCUGCCAUUAGGAGUCCAGUACUUUUACCAGAUGAACCCUGACUUCUUGAUCCAAGUCAUCCAUGAGUUCCUCAUCUAUGCUCCUCAGCAGCCCAGCACCACUGGUCAGCCAGUCCACCCAGUACUGAAGAGGUGCCAGAUGGUGCUGGAGCCAGUGACUAGGACAGUGCCAGGACUCUUGGAGGCUCUCUUUCUCAUGGCCAAGGUCAAGUUCCUGUCAGGUGAUGUUGAUGCUGCCCAGGGCACCUUACAACACUGCCUGGACCAGGACUCCACCUUUUCUGAUGCACAUAUCUUGAUGGCUCAGAUACAGCUGCAUCAGGGGAACUUUAAACAGGCGUCACAGUCACUGGAAGUGGGACUCAGCUACAACUUUGAGGUAAGAGAGCACCCCCUGUAUCACCUGAUAAAAGCCAGGAUACAGAAGAAGCAGGGAGACUUCCAGGAUGCUGUGAAGACUCUGCAGAUGGCCAUGUCUUUACCUGGAGUGAAAAAGUCAGACAGCAAGUCAGGAAGCAAGAAGAAGGUAGCCCAGAUUGGUAUAAAUGACAGGGUGUCAGUGUUUCUGGAACUGGCAGAGGCACACAGGAUGUGUGCAGAAACUCAUGAAGCAGCCAAGGUGAUGACGGACGCCACCAUGGAGUUUGAAGGCACUCCUGAGGAGAUCAGAAUCAUGAUAGCCAAUGCUGACCUCUCCCUAAACCGUGGAGAUGUAGAGGGCGCCCUGGUCAUGUUGCGUAAUGUCAAAGAGAAUGAGCCGUACUUUGUUCAGGCGAGAGAAAAGAUGGCUGAGAUCUAUCUGCAUCACAGGAAGGAUAAGAGGCUGUAUGCCAGUUGCUACAAAGAACUAGUGGACAAACAUCCCAGUGCCCACACAUGUCUGCUACUGGGGGAUGCCUACAUGAGCAUACAGGAGCCAGAGAAAGCUAUAGAGGUGUAUCAAGCAGCUUUGAAACUGAACCCAAAAGAUGGCGCUCUUGCUAGCAAGAUAGGACAGGCUCUUGUCAAGACACAUAAUUAUGGAAAGGCCAUUAACUAUUAUGAGGCAGCGUUGAAGUCUGGUUCCCAAAUGUCUCUGAGGUAUGACCUGGCAGAGCUUCUGUUGAAGCUGAGACAGUAUGACAAGGCACAGAAGGUGUUACUGCAGGCACUGGACCAGGCAGGAGCAGUGACUAAGCUUGAAGAGAUGAUAGAACAGACCAAAUAUUUGGUAUUGCUAGCCAAAGUGCACACUCACAGAGAAGAAUUUGAACAGUCAGUAGAGGCACUUAAUAAGGCCAGGGACAUGCAAGCUAGGGUAUUGAAAAGAGUGCACAUGGAGCAGCCAGAUGCAGUGCCAGCUCAGAAACAGUUAGCAGCCAGUAUCUGCAGCCAGAUGGCCAAGCACUCCUCAGAUCAGAGAGACUAUGAGAAGGCUAUAAAGUACUACAAGGAAGCUCUGGUCUACAAUGAGAAUGAUGAAAAGGUUGCUAUAGAGCUGGCCAGGCUGUACAUGUUAACAGAUGAUCUGAAUGCCUGUCAACACCAACUCAUGGCCUUGCUGAAGAAUGAGAAACAAAAUGAUGCUGCAACUGUGAUGAUGGCUGACCUGAUGUUCCGCAAAAAUGACUAUGAUGCAGCCAUGUUUCAUUUCCAACAACUUCUGCAGCGUGCGCCAGAUCACUUUGAAGCUUUGGCACGCCUGGUUGACCUCAUGCGACGUGGAGGAAAAUUGGACGAGGUGCCAGUGUUCUUGGAAAAAGCUGAAACUUUCUCGCCAAAGACUGCCACAGAACCAGGCUAUAAUUAUUGCAAGGGACUGUAUGAAUGGCACACAGGCAACCCCAACAAUGCCCUGAAGUACUUCAACAAGGCCAGGAAGGACACAGACUGGGGCCAGGAGGCAAUAUACUGUAUGAUAGAGAUCUGUCUGAACCCUGAUAAUGAUAUCAUUGGAGGAGAAGUGUUUGAAACUAUGGACAAUGCUGAUUCAGCAGCGGAGAGGGCAGACAGUGAGCAGCUGGCAGUAAAAACUGCGGAGAAACUGAUCAAAGAGCUGAGACAACGACCCGGUGACAUCCGGCCCCGACUCCUGGAAAACAUGUUGUUGAUUGCCACCAAGAACAAGCAGAACAUUGAGAAGGCUCUGGCAGCGUUCAUGGAGAUUGCAUCUGCUGAGAGAGACCAUGUGGGAGCCCUGUAUGGCAUGGCGGCAGCCUACAUGGUGUUGAAGCAGACCCCCAGGGCCAGGAACCAGCUCAGGAGGAUUGCCAAGAACAACUGGAAUAUGCAGGAUGCAGAGGACUUGGAGAAGUGCUGGCUGCUGUUGGCAGAUAUUUACAUACAGAAUGGGAAGUAUGACAUGGCCACAGAACUGCUCAGGAAAUGUUUGGCAGCAAACAAGUCAUGCUGCAAGGCCUAUGAAUACAUGGGUUUCAUCAUGGAGAGAGAACAGUCGUACAGGGAUGCUGCCAAGAACUACGAGAAUGCCUGGAAAUAUGGUAACAAAAACAGCCCUGUCAUAGGUUACAAGUUGGCUUUCAAUUACAUGAAGGCAAGAAGAUUUGUAGAUGCUAUUGAUAUUUGUCAUCAUGUACUGAAGACCCACCCUGAUUACCCCAAGAUUAGAAAAGAUAUCUUAGACAAAGCAAGACAGAGCUUACGAGUGUGAGACAUCUAGAAAGUACAUGAACUUUACAUUCCCAGAUUUAAGUACAUAUGGCGAGGCUCAGAACUCAAUUACUCUCACUGUCCCCAUGGACACAUAAUGUGAAGUUUUGCACUCUGUUAAGUUAUAAAGUUCCAAAUGUUACCUUUGAAAGAGGAAUACAGAGAAAUAAGGCAACAGAAAAAGACACUUUUUUCAUGGGAGAUAUAUUUAAAGACAAAAUUUUAAUGGUGUGGACAUUGUCUUUGUCCUUUUUUUUAUGUAUUAUUUAUUUUUUUUAACUUUUGUUAAUGAGAUACCUUUAGACUUGAAAUAUAUUUUGAUAUUUACCUAAAUGGACAGAAUUUGAGUAGAUGCAUUUAUUUUAUAGAAUUGUGGCAAUUAUUUGUCAUAAAGCUGUGUGCUGAGAAAGAUAUAUCAUUGUAUUGAUCCGUCCUAAUGUACAGCCCUAUAAAAAGUUAUAUAUGAUUUAUGUAUUAAAUAAGAAUACAUUUCCUUAUUGAUAA
Lingula anatina is the source of this 4645-nucleotide messenger RNA. RefSeq names its product tetratricopeptide repeat protein 21B-like. Gene Ontology annotation, biological process: protein localization to cilium; intraciliary retrograde transport. Gene Ontology annotation, cellular component: intraciliary transport particle A. The record is from RefSeq and is a predicted model, not a curated record. Lineage: Eukaryota; Metazoa; Brachiopoda; Lingulata; Lingulida; Lingulidae. Gene Ontology annotation, molecular function: protein binding.